Messenger RNA from Etheostoma spectabile (orangethroat darter), 3216 nucleotides. RefSeq names its product endophilin-B2-like. Gene Ontology annotation, molecular function: protein binding. Gene Ontology annotation, biological process: membrane organization. Gene Ontology annotation, cellular component: cytoplasm; membrane. The record is from RefSeq and is a predicted model, not a curated record. Lineage: Eukaryota; Metazoa; Chordata; Actinopteri; Perciformes; Percidae.
CGUGACUGUUGCCCCUGGCGGCUGUGCCAUAACAUCCAGUCGCUGUUGUCGAGUAGUCUGCUCGUCCAUGAGUCUGCUGCUUCGAGUUUAACAUCACUAGCAGUAACAGACACAAUAAUGGAUUUCAACGUGAAGAGAUUUGCGAGCGGUGCAGGAGUGUUUUUCACGCGAGCUGUCCAGUUCACAGAGGAGAUUGGGCAGGCGGAGAAGACUGAGUUGGAUGCUCACUUCGAGAACCUGAUGAGCCGUGCAGACUGCACCAAACACUGGACUGAGAAAAUUUAUAGACAGACUGAGGUCCUGCUGCAGCCCAACCCAAGUGCCAGAAUUGAAGAGUUUCUCUACGAAAAGUUGGACAGGAAGGCACCAUGCAGAAUUACCAAUGGAGAGCUGCUGGGUCAAUAUAUGCAGGAUGCGGCAAAGGAAUUUGGCCCUGGAACUCCUUAUGGGAGUACCUUGAUGGAGGUUGGGGAUUGUGAGAGAAGAUUAGGAGCAGCAGAGCGGGAGUUCUUCCAGACGUCCGCCAUCAGCUUUCUUACCCCCCUCAGGAAUUUUCUGGAAGGAGACUGGAGGACCAUUUCAAAAGAACGGCGCCUUCUGGAGAAUCUUCGCUUGGACCUGGAUGCCUGUAAAACACGUGUGAAGAAGGCCAAGGUGGCUGAGGCUAAGGCUGCGUGCGAUGGUGAAACGGCUCCAGAUUUUCAGGAGACCAGACCUCGCAACUAUGUGCUUUCUGCCAGUGCCUCUGCGCUCUGGAGUGAGGAAGUGGAAAAAGCUGAACACGAGCUUCGAGUGGCCCAAACCGAGUUUGACCGCCAAGCAGAGGUUACACGGCUGCUUUUAGAGGGCAUCAGUAGUACACAUGUAAACCACUUGCGCUGCCUGCAUGAGUUUGUGGAGGCCCAAGCAGCUUACUAUAAGCAGUGUCAUUUCCACAUGCAAGAACUCCAGAAAGAGCUGGCCAGUUCUGAUCAGGACGUGCUUCCCAAUGCAUUUGCGCUGAACUCCACUAACUCCAUAGCUACUGCGGGCUCUGCAUCAGAGGGCAUCAGCCGCCCUGGGGAGACAGACACACUGAAGAUUGAGGAAGUUCAGGCACCAGCGACAGGAACCCGCAAGGCCAAAGUCCUUUAUGAUUAUGAUGCUGCUGACUCCAGUGAGCUCUCCCUUUUAGCUGACGAGCUCAUCACAGUUUACACAGUGCCAGGAAUGGACUCUGACUGGCUGAUUGGAGAGAGAGGAAAUCAGAAAGGGAAAGUGCCUGUCACAUACCUGGAGCUUCUCAGCUAAAGAACACACACACAUUGAGACACACACACACACACACACACACACACACACACCACACGCAUGUGCAUGUGUGAGUAUCCUGAAGCCAUGAGGAUAUUUCAUUCACUUCAUUAAUUCCACACUCUUACACUAACCUGUAACCUUGAAUAGCACUUCUCCACAGAAGCAUUAGCAAAAGUAAACACCACACACACACACACACACACACACACACACACCACACCACACACACACACACACACACACACACCACACACACACACACCACACACACACACACACACUCUCAUUUGUGUGCCUCUCAGAACACACUGAAGUAUAAUCACAUGACACGGACCGCAGUGAUAAUGGAAACAAUGUUACAAUGUGUGCAGGAAAUGUCCCUGUGGGGAAUAGUUAACAUUCCUUUUAGGUAUGUUUGGUGGAUUAUUAUUAUUGUUAUUAUGAUGAUGAUGUUUUCUUAUUUAUUACAUAUUUAUUGUACAUCCCAAUGGUUCAGGUAGACCUUCCUCACUGUUUUCAGACUGAUUUCCUUUGAAAUAAUGUUGAUUUGUUUAAAUGAAAAAAAAAAAGUGUCUUUAUUGUCUCUUGAAGCUGUCGAUGGAGUUUGUCUUCAGAAGGCAGCGGUACAGAUGAAACAAGCGUGGUUAAGCAUGCCUCAUUGAUUCUCCCAGUUAAAGGGGUGAUGACAAUUCUUGUCCUCUAAUUAUGUCAGUUAAGUACAGUUUAUCUCUGUGUGACAGAUACUCCUCGUUGAAUAAGUGAAAACAGACAUGGGCAAACGUGUUAUGUUCUGUUGCAUAUGCGUUUUCCUGAAAAAAGGUUUAUUUUAAUUCCAUAACUGAAAAUAACAUAAGACUCCUUCAUAGUUUUUCAACAGAAAUGCGUUCUGUGUUAUUCCCCUUUCUUCAAAAUGACAUAAAUAGAUUUGCACUUUUUGUGUGUUUCUUGUUUUGUUUUAUUUUUAUUCUCGAUAAAAACAUUAAAUAUGACAAACACUUAAAAUGGCAAAUAAAGGUUUUUUAUGAAUUUGUUUUUUAUCAUUCUAUUAUUCUCAACUCUUUGGAAGCAGAUUUGCCUUAACUGCUAAUUAAAAAGAAUGUAUCUUCUGUUAUUUAAAGUGACAACUAUAUUUUGUGGACAGUUGGAUGGAAAAUUACAGCUACAGCUUUGCUCUAUUGAGUCAUGGCAUUCACUUGUUUUGAUUAGACUUUAUACCAAAUGGGCUUUUUUUAUUUUGCCUCUCACGCCUUUCCACGGCACUGAAGAUGUCACUUUUAAACAUAUGAACACCUGUGCAGCAAAAAAACAUGAACACUUCCAUCCUAACUGCCUUAAGAUGAUGGGUAGGAACUGCUAGGGCCAUCUGCUGCAAACAGGAGACUGUUCUCCUCACAAAAAAAUGUCUAGAGACCUAACGUACACCACAUACGGCAUGCAAGACUCCCGACUUCUUUUAAUCAUGUGUGCGUGUUUGUGUGAUUUUGGUUUUUCCCUAAGUGUUUUUUGAAUUUGCGCCUUUCCUGUUUGUUGCUGCUUUGUCUGUUAAUACGUGAAAGUGUCUUCGCUCUUAGUGCUGCAUGUGCUACAACUGUGUGUGUGUGUGAGAACUGGAUUAACAAACUGUUUGCACAGAAACUAAUGUGCUCUCUCACAUCCAGUAUGUGUGCAUGCAAACGCGCUGCCUUUUUUAUUUUAACUACUCAGUUUUUGUGAAAUGAGAAUAAUGUUUGCUCAAACUAAUUUCUUACCACUUCUUAAUGGGGGCUAAUGAUUUGGUACUUGGCAGACUAAUAUAAUCCAUGGCACGUGUGCUGCUCUCUACUCUUGUGCUCAUUUCACAAACUGUAAAAAAAAAUGUUUUUUUACUAAAACUGUUGUAAUUCUGUUUACCUCAUCUUGUAUUAUAAAUAUUAUUAUUAUUAU